AUGAGCAACAAAUCCCUGGAGCAAGCUCUUGCGAACCUCCUUCCCACCCAUGCCGAAGCUCUCCCCCCGGAGCUCGUCAAACACGCUGCAAGCCUCCUCGCACAGUCACGCACGUAUGGAAGUAGUUUGAAGCCCGAAGAAGAAAUUGCUAGGCCAUUAAGAAAAUCUCUCAAACUUCCCUCUCCCCUGGGCAGACCCCCAUGCCCACCCCGCGUAUACAAGAAGAUUUACACAUACCUCGAGCAGGCGUUACUGAAAUCCUCAAAAACCACUUCCUCUGCACCAAAUACCCCAAAGAAACCCAUAGGCACAUCCUCAUCUCUGCGGACACCAUCGAAAAAUAAUUCUCUAGCUGUAACGACCGCGCCGAAUGGCUCACCGCUCAAGCGCCCUCUUCCUACAACGCCGCCUCAGAGAGCAGCGAGAGAUCAUAAUAGGACAAAGGUAGCCCUACGCGGAAAGGGUUCCAAUGGCAUUUCCAGCCACAGUUCAGUGAAAGAUGCCCCAUCGUGGACAAUGCCACUUAUUCGACGGAUAUGUAAAACAUCAGCCACGCCUAUAGCUAGCUCAGCAUCCCCCACGCGCCCUUCAUUUUCGACCGGUUUGCCGCCACAUAUCUUCGCGGGGGUCUCCUCGAUUCUCUCGUAUAUUUCUGAAACGGAGCCGCAGCGAGGUAAAAAUCAAACGCAAUUCCUCUCCCCGCUUAUCGCGUCAACGAAACCGACAGCCGGAAUGCACGAACCUGGCUCCAAUGAUGACAAAAUUUACAGAGAUAGAAUCACUACAUUGAUUGUGGCUGUAUAUUUUGUCGUACUCACUCGUAUGCAUCGGGGUAUUGCACAGUCCUCAACCUCCUCAUUCCUUCCACCAGAUGAGAAUUGGGAUGUGGAUACGUAUAUGGAAAUGGCUGCUGCAGCGCUGACGGUUGUCGGUCUGGAAGGGAAAACAUAUGUUAACGAUGUGGAUGUGUGGCUAUCUAUUAUUAUGACGCAGAACUGGACGGUGGGAACGGAGUGGUUUGACAACAUACCCAGUCCCUCGAAAGGCGGCGAAGGUGUGAAAGGGAAUCGGGGCGAGGGAUUGGCAAAAAGAGCGGGAAAUGGAAAUGACGACGACGACGAUGAAAUUGUUAGCCCCCAAAAAAGGAGGGUAAUCCGGCGGCAAAAUCAGCAGCGAGGCGAAAAUCGGGAUGCGAAGGCACAGGGUGGUUUGCAGCCUGGCCUAGGCACCAUGAUGCAGGAUCGUCUCAAUUGGUUGAGCGAGGAUAUGAGGGAAGACUAUCUAGAGUGGAAAGAAGGGGUUAUGAAGAGGAUACAUGCCAUUGAAAAAGGGAUGGCUGCUUCAUAG
Molecule: messenger RNA, 1347 nt
Organism: Histoplasma capsulatum G186AR
Lineage: Eukaryota; Fungi; Ascomycota; Eurotiomycetes; Onygenales; Ajellomycetaceae
Exons: 2
Coding region: 1-1347 (448 amino acids)
Biological process (GO): DNA replication
Cellular component (GO): nuclear origin of replication recognition complex
Molecular function (GO): DNA binding
Source: RefSeq, a predicted model, not a curated record